AUGUCGUCCAAGGUCAAGGCUGCUCAGCUCUGGGGCAAGAACAAGGAGGACCUCUCCAAGCAGCUCGAGGAGUUGAAGACCGAGCUCAACCAGCUCCGCGUCCAGAAGAUCUCCAGCGGUGCUUCGUCCAAGACCAACCGAAUUGGCGAUGUUCGCAAGUCGAUUGCUCGCGUGAUGACCGUCAUCAACGCCAACCAGCGCGCCCAGCUCCGUCUCUUCUACAAGGGCAAGAAGUACACUCCCUCGAUCUCCGCCCCAAGCUCACUCCGCAAGCGCCAGAUCCACUUCCCCCAGCGGAAGUUCGCCGUUAAGGCUUAA
Molecule: messenger RNA, 318 nt
Organism: Penicillium maclennaniae
Lineage: Eukaryota; Fungi; Ascomycota; Eurotiomycetes; Eurotiales; Aspergillaceae
Product: 60S ribosomal protein uL29
Exons: 5
Coding region: 1-318 (105 amino acids)
Biological process (GO): translation; maturation of LSU-rRNA from tricistronic rRNA transcript (SSU-rRNA, 5.8S rRNA, LSU-rRNA)
Cellular component (GO): ribosome; cytosolic large ribosomal subunit
Molecular function (GO): structural constituent of ribosome; mRNA binding
Source: RefSeq, a predicted model, not a curated record